Messenger RNA from Sander lucioperca (pikeperch), 2276 nucleotides. It is a transcript of the gene wdr76, whose product is annotated as WD repeat domain 76. NCBI's taxonomy places the organism in Eukaryota, Metazoa, Chordata, Actinopteri, Perciformes, Percidae. Gene Ontology annotation, molecular function: protein binding; DNA binding. Bases 183 to 1799 code for a protein of 538 amino acids. The transcript has 15 exons. Gene Ontology annotation, biological process: regulation of DNA damage checkpoint. Gene Ontology annotation, cellular component: nucleus. The record is from RefSeq and is a predicted model, not a curated record.
GUAUUGAGCACUUGGACCAUAUUGACUCCCAUUGGGAUGAACGGGGCUUCCCGCUGAACUGAACGCUGUAUUCAGUUCCCUUAAUACAUCCAUGCAGUUAUCAGCUGUGAAGUGUUGUCCCUUUUUGCAGUUCUCUCUGUAGAAGAAAUAAGAUUCACGAGUAUCUUGAAAGUGCUCUAAAAAUGGCGACAAGUCGAACAAAUAGCGAAGCUGUUGUGCAGGUGGAUCUCGAGGCGACAGUUCGACGAUCAUCACGAAACGUCCUGACACCUACACGCUUCCAGUACUCACCAGAAAUAGCUACAGCCAUCAAUAAAAAGAGAACAGCAACAACAACAACAACGCACAAUGAUAAAAAACGCCAGAAUAGCAGAAAGGAUGUUGAAAAUAGUGCUGUGGAAUGCACAUCUGGUGGACAUGCAGGUCUUUCAUCAUAUGAACUUGAGCGUCUGGAGAACAUCAGACAGAAUCAAGCAUUUCUGUCUUCUAUCAACUUAUUCCAGGCAACUGAGGAGUUGAAGCAGGUAACACGGCCAAAGCCAUCGAAGAGGCGUCUCAUAAGGUCACAGACUGCUAUAGAAAAAGGGGUGACAGUUCGCAAAUCCCUUCGUCUCCAAAGCCUGACACUUCCUCCUAAACCCGGAGAGAGGCAGCUCUAUAGAUUGUCACGCAAGAAGCCUCCUGGCCCUCUGCUCAUGAAACCAGUCAACAUGGAAGAUGAGGCCAAGCUACCUUCACAACUUCUAGAGCUCUUCUCCGAGGAUUCAACAGAAGAUAGAAAGAUUGAGCUUGAUCUGAAAGAGUACUGCUCAGCCCUUAAGAACAUGACAAAAACUGAGAACAGAGUGGCCAAAGUGUUGAAGAAACGCCUCGUUACUGCUGCCUUCCACCCCUGCACCAGCAGCCUGUUAAUGGCCACAGGAAACACAUUGGGUAACGUUGCACUCUGGAAGUUGGAUAGUGAUUGGGGUAAUGAUGGUGUACUACGCUUUGAGCCCCAUGCUCUUGCAGUGGCCUGCAUAGCGUUCUCCAGGGCUCAUCCCACCCACCUGCUGAGCCUCAGCCGUGACGGAUCUCUACGCUGCAUGGAUGUACAGAAGGCGGUCUUUGAUGACGUGUAUGACAGUGAAGAGCAACUCAGGACAUUUGACUUCUUGUCACAUGACUGUACGUCACUAGUGGUUGGGCACUUCAAUGGAAAAGUUGCCAUUGUCGAUAGGCGCACCCCAGGAAACUCCCACGAGUCCAUCCACUCGUUGAAGUACACGCAUUCUCUGCUUUGUGUUAGCGUCCACCCUUUACAGAAGCAGUACUUUGCUGUUGCAGAAAACAAGAUAGUGAAUAUUUAUGACAGCAGAUACCUGAAGAAGAAGAAGAAAAGCAAGACUGUCUCCCGGCUGCAUGGUUACUCUUUAAGCAUACACAGUGCUUAUUUCUCCCCUCGUACAGGCAACAGAGUGCUCACCUCCUGUAAUGAUGGCUACAUAAGGAUAUAUGACACAUCUGCAGUGACUAAGAAAGCUCCCUUGCUGACAUCCAUCAAACACAAAAUGCAAACGGCCAGCUACAAGAUCAAAGUAUCAGCUGUGUGGGACCCCAAACGGGAAGACUGUUUUGUGGUGGGGAGCACGCCAAAGCCUCACAGUGUGAAGGUGUUUCAUGAAAGUGGCAAACUCCUGCACUCCUUCGUAGAUCGUGAUAACGUUACCUCAGAGCUGUACGUGACUGCUCUUCACCCCACAAGGAAUGCAUUGCUGGGCGGCAAUGGGUCAGGACAACUGCAUGUCUUUUCAGACUGAGAUGAAGGCUGAAGUAUGUGACCAAGACCCCUGGUUGCCUUCAGUUGGGUAGGAAGGACAAGUAAGGAAGCAGAUGAAUCACUCUGACUUUAUCUCUGCUGCUUGCUUUUCUGUUCUCACAUUUGUAAUUAGUUUGACUCAAAAUGUCUUAAGGUAUACAUUUCUAAAAUAUGUUCCCUGUUGUAAAAUUGAUUGUUUAAUCCAUGUUUUUUUAGUGGCUGCUGAAGCAAAUAAAAUUUUUUUUAAGGUUUUGAUAGCCAACCUUUUGAGUGUGCAUGCUAUUAAUCUCGGCAGUGGUAGUAUCAUUGUCACCUUUAGAUGGCAGCAUUAUGACAAAAGAAUAGUUUGUGCUGUGAUGUUAUUUUCAAGCAGGGACGUGCUAAACAAAUUCAAAAGGUGCUGAUUUGGGUAAAGCUGUUGACAGUUUUUUUUUCCUUCUCUGAAUUCAAGAUUAAACGUGUAGCUGGCAGAUGUCAA